Molecule: messenger RNA, 4866 nt
Organism: Salvelinus fontinalis (brook trout)
Lineage: Eukaryota; Metazoa; Chordata; Actinopteri; Salmoniformes; Salmonidae
Product: protein inturned-like
Exons: 17
Coding region: 990-3869 (959 amino acids)
Biological process (GO): nervous system development; cilium assembly; vesicle-mediated transport
Cellular component (GO): cilium; cytoplasm
Molecular function (GO): protein binding
Source: RefSeq, a predicted model, not a curated record
AAAAACAAAAAAAAUUUUUUUUACUUGAGAAAUGUGUUUCUGAAGUGUUAAAUCUCGCUAUCCAUGAUGAUGAGAUUUACUACUCCUUUCUGAGCGCGAAGUGGGCAGAGUUUGAAGAGUUUACUCUUUUGAUCUCUGCUUUUGAUGACCGUUCCUUGUUUCCCCUGGGAAUUUGGAGGAAGGGAGAAUAAUCAGAGUGGUACUAGCCUUAUGUACUUGUGAACGUUAAUUAUAAAUCAAAGUAGGUAACGUAGAUCUCAAUCUUGAUAAUCAGUUUAAUAAUUGUGACCGCACCCCACCUUUGAAAUACUGCACAAGCGACAAAUAAAAUAAGCAACAGAAGUAUACCUUUUUUCUGUACAUAAAAUGGACAUUGAGCGCGAAGUGGACUGUAAUACGUGUUUUUCGUGAUUGUUACAAUUGUUACAAUUGUACAUACACACAAAUACAUAUUAACAAAAUAGAUAUGAAGUGCUACAACAAAGUCUUGUAUAGCCUAGUAGUGAAUUCAUAGCUACAUCUAUUGAGCAAAAGAGGCGGUGUUUUACGCCACCUGCCAAGUACACCCGCUCGACAAGAAGCGGCUCAACUCGUGCAUGUGCUACUGAGCUUACUGAACAGACUGGAGUCUGGAGAAGUAUUCAGGACCACUUUCUUCUCGUCUUCAAAAGCAUCGGGAAGGAACUGCGUGCCCUUGUGUCAGUGAUUGACGUGAGGAAAGCUUAUUCUGUUUUUUUUUUAGGAUCGACAGCACCAUUAGACCAGGCUAUUCAUUCUACCUUCAAUACCGGACCACGACUGAGGAUUUAAACUUUUUUUAAAAAUGUAUUUAAAUAUGUAGAAGAAGACUGCUGGCAGACAACCGGUCCUAAACGGCACUAUUCCUUUUAAACCAUCUGAACUUUUGUCUGGAAUGGAAAAGUGUAGUUUGAAAGCCUUGCUAAUCUAUGCUGAACUCAUCCCGUCCGUGAAAAUAUGAAAUAUAGAUAAUGUUUAACAUUGCUACAGAUGGGGAAACGUCCAGGCCAUUCUCUAAGAAUUUAGAAGACUUUGAUUCCAUACGCAGUGUGCUUCUCUACAGCGACCUAGAGCCAGAAUGGCUGGAUGACGUCCAGAAGAACGGCGAGCUCUUCUACCUGGAACUGAGCGAGGGCGAGGAAGCGGCGGCAUUGGCUCAAGUAGCCGCCAAUCACGGCCUCUCCACCAAUCACGUCCGCUUCAGCGAGAAGGAAGCGGAGAUCAUCAGCGACGAGUCCAGGAAGCUUCCUGAUGGUGCUCCGACCAAAGGAGAGCCCAAGCUAAAAAGACUGGCUAGGAUCCUUAGAAGGAAGCGGCGACCAUCCCAGAGCAGAGGGCCCGACGGAGGAGGCGAAGACUCAUCAUCUCGUCCAGUAUCCAUCUUGAAAAACCAGGUGGGGCAGAGGGUGGGGGUGAUGGUCCAGCAGCUGAAGGAAGUGUUUCUCUACCUGAACCCCAAACGCCUGGGGAGCAGCUCCCCUCCUCCCCCGGAGAGAGGGGGUCUACUGGAGGCCCUUCUGGGGGUGGUGCAUCGCCCGUCUUGGGGCAGGGGCCAGGGAGACUCCACAGGGAGGAGGGAGGAGAGGAUCACUGUCCACGGCCUGGUGCCCAACAGCCCGGCCGUCAAGUGUGCACAGAUACUGAUAGGUGAUAACCUGGUAGCAGUAGACGAUGUGGAUGUUACCACAGAGAACAUCGAGAGGGUUCUGUCCUGCAUUCCUGGUCCUACCCAGGUGAAGCUGACCCUGGAGACAGCCAGUCCAGGAGGACCAGGGGAGGGAGGUGUGGACAUGUCCUCUGCUCCCAGGCUCAGGCCCUCUCCUUCGGUUAGCCAGCUGGUGCGUCUGCUGUGGGGCGAGGACACGGUGGAGCUCCAGAUGUCUAUAGGACACAUCCCUCACAUUGUCAUGUACCUGUCACUCAAACUGGACUCAGACUCUCCCCUGGAAGAGCAGGAGAUCCUGUACCAGUACCCAGUGUCUGAGGCGUCCAGCCAGCUGAAGGGAGUCAGAGGGAUCUUUCUCACUCUGUCUGACAUGCUGGAGAAUGUCACUGGAGGACAGAUAGUCAGCUCCUCCCUUCUCCUCAGUAAACAGCUGGUCCAUGUGGGCUACUGGAAGGAGAGCAACAACCUGCUGGUGAUCGCCCUGCCUGCUGAGAGGGUUCCUCUGUUGUAUCUGCAGACAGUAGUGGGAGGUGCAGUGAGGACUCUCAAGAUGAUGCACGGCUCUCUGGACAGUGCAUUCUGCGAGGCGGACCAUGCCCCCAGGCUGGACCAUUUCUUCUGCCUGUUCUUCCAGCAGCUCAUCCAGCCUUCCCAGUUGAGUGACAGGUCAGGGGGCGUGGCCCCGGAGCUAUCGGAGACUCUCUUCCUGGACGGACUGCCAGCGGUCCGGUGGCUCCCUCUGCCCCCUGAGAUAAAGAUGCAAGUGGACACCGUUCUCUCAGACUUUGAAUCAUCAGAUUUCGGAGAAAUGUCAGAGGACUUCUAUGGCGUGAGGCGUCUCUACGUGACACUGGGUUCCUGUCUGUUCUACAAGGGCUAUCUGAUAGCGAACCACCUCCCCAAGGAGGACCUACUUGACGUCUCUCUCUACUGCCAGCACUACUGUCUCCUCCCCCUGGCCUCAGAGCAGCGCGUGGGCCAGCUGGUUAUCUGGAGGGAGGUGUUCCCUCACCACCGCUCACAGAUCCACCAGACCAAGAAGUACCAGAACAAGACCAAUAACAACCACUGUACCAUGCCUGGCUACUGCCAGCCCAAGGGACGCUACUUCCUACUCAUAGUGGGACUGAGGCACUUCAUGCAGUGUGUGCUCCUGGAGGCGGGUGGCUGUGCGGCCCCUGCCACGGGGGCCCCAGGGCCCGACUGUGUGUACGUGGACCAGGUCAAGGCUACCCUCCUACAGCUGGAGGAGCUGGACGUAGGGAUGGAGGAACACUUGGCUGCCCCGCCUGCCCCCUGCCUCUCCUGUGCUGACUGGUUCCUCCCCUCCUUCGCCCGUGACAGGUUAGACACCCUGGCCUCCUCGUCUCCUGUCCUCUGCAAGCUGGCCGGGGGCGUGAAGCCGCCCUCCUCGGACCAGGGAGGAGGAAAGGUGGUGGGCCGGAGCCUGUUUGGAGGAGGCGCUCGGAGACCUCGCCCCAAGAGGAGUCAGUCCGACAGCGAUGGACAGUCGGACGGGGGUGUAGGAAGGCCGACUGGACUCAGUCCGCACUCCACCCCGGACUCGGCCCGGAAGCUGGUCGGCCAGAGAGACUCGCUGGGUUCUGGAGGAUCUGAUGAGAGUCGAGGCAGUGGGAGCAUUUUCAAGAUUCCCAGGAUGAAGCAUCCUAACCCGUUCUACCUGGGCACCCUGAAGAAGAGUCUGACUGAGAGAGAGACAGAGGAGAAGAACAACACUAUGAAGUUGACGUCUGGGGCAGAGAACACUCUGUUCCACUAUGUGCUGAUGGAGAAGGUGCAGGGUAUCUUCAUCGCUCCUACACACAGGGAACUGUCUCAGCUCAGCGGCUCCAUCCACCCUCAGCUCAUUCGCAACUUCCACCACUGCUGCCUCUCCAUACGGGCUGCCUUCCAGCGGAGUCUGCCGCCCAGGGGCAGGCCAGGUACAGACAGACCCCAGGGGACCCAUGGGCUGGGCCCAGUGAAGGAACACGGGGUUCUGUUCCAGUGUAAACCUGAGAACUGGACCGACCAGAGGAAGCCAGCCCCCACCAUGACCUACUGGGUUAUAGGCCGGAUGCUUCUAGAACCCAUCCCUCAGGAAUUCUACGUGUGUUUCCAUGACUCCGUGGCAGAGGUUCCCGUGGAGAUGGCCUUCCGCCUGUCUUUCGGCCUGGCCUUGUGACGAGCCGUCUGCCAAUAGUCUCUUAUGAACUCUGGUAACACUACUACCUAUCGGCAGGCAGAGCACAACCCUGUUCAUUAGGCACCAAACGGAAGAAAACAGACAGAUGGGGAGUACAUAAACUCCAAUAAGAUACGCUUGUUCACAUUUUCUAUCGCAAAAUAUUUUGCUACGGUUUUCCCUAAUGAACACAACCCUGGUUUUAAAGGUUUCACAGUUGACCUCAACGCCUGUUUACUGUCGGUCGGAGAUAUUCUGGGAUCUAAGACUCCCUCUUGUGCCUUGAUUACCUGAUGGCAGGUAACAGGAAACCUCACAGACCAAGGUUGUUCUCUGUUAGCCUUGGAUCAGCAGGACUGCAUCCAGAUAGAAAUAUGUUAUAUGGAACAAGCAUGAGGUAUAUGGAAUCACGUCAGCUCUAUUCAUGACAUUUCUAUCUGUAACAUCCCACUACGAAACAGGUUUUGGGGCGGCAGGUAGCCUAGUGGUAAGAGCGUUGGGCCAGUAACCGAAAGGUUGCUGGAUCGAAUCCCCGAGCUGACAAGGUAAAAAUCUGUCGUUCUGCCCCUGAACAAGGCAGUUAACCCACUGUUCCCCUGGUAGGCUGUCAUUGUAAAUAAGAAUUUGUUCUUAACAGACUUACCUUGUUAAAUAAAAAAUAAAUAUACCCUGUCCAAAAUGGCUCCCUAUGUAAAGAAUAGAUUUUAACUCUGGGUGUGUGGAAGGACAAGCCACUAAAAACUGUGUAUUAAUACCUCAGAAAACAUGCUGGAUUUAAUUUUUUUAAAGGGUAGAUGUGAGUUGGCAGCAUUGUUCUGCUGUUCUGGCCAUAGCAAGUCUCAUUCUAGUUCUGUGUUUCUGACAUUCCUGUUAGCUAAAGUGUGCCAGACCAAAUAAUAUGGGAAAAGUCUAAACAGCAUUCUUGGGACAUACCAACUUACGUCACGCCAUUGCAGUUGAAAUGUAAAAAGGUUAAAGUUCGGAACGUCCCAAGGAU